This is a messenger RNA of Salmo salar (Atlantic salmon), 2853 nucleotides long. The record is from RefSeq and is a predicted model, not a curated record. Lineage: Eukaryota; Metazoa; Chordata; Actinopteri; Salmoniformes; Salmonidae.
GUGCAGCUAUGCAGUUGAACAGGUUCUUGUUCCAAGGAAUAGAAAGAAUAAGAAGGUAGUUUGAUCACAUCACAAUAGUUUGAUCACAGAACACCAGGACAUUUAUCAGACAAGGCUGCAGUGCCUCAAUAGCACUGAUUCAACCAGGAAUGAAGGUGACUCAACUAGACUGUCUGUGUGUGAUUCUUCUACAUCUCUUACACACAGCAGGCUCUGAGAGGUUUGAGGUUCUUGGUCCAACUGAUCUCAUUGUUGCUGUGGCUGGUGAUGACAUCGUUCUGCCCUGUUACCUCAAACCCAGCAUCAGUGCUGAGGACAUGACAGUGGACUGGCUUAACCUGGACUUCAAAGACGAUCGUGUCUUUCGUUACCAAAACCAAAGAAUCAUACGAGACGAUCAGAUUCCCUCCUACAUAGGAAGAACUUCACUGUUUGAAGAGGAGCUGUGGAGGGGCAACACCUCUUUAAAACUGACCAGGGUACAAGGCACUGAUGAGGGACAUUACAAAUGCUUAAUUCAGUCAAAGAGCUGGUAUGAUGAUUUCACUAUUCAAGUCCUCGUUGAAGCUGUAGGAUCCAAGCCAGUGGUGUCCAUUGAGGGACACAGAGAGGGAGGGAUGGGUCUGCUGUGUGAAUCAGAAGGCUGGCACCCUCAGCCUGAGCUGGUGUGGCUGGACAGUAAAGGAGUCCAUCUCUCUGCUGGACCUCCUGAAACACACAGAGACGUCAAGGGAUUCUACACAGUCAAACAACAUGUCAUUGUCCAGGAGACUAACACCAACCGCUUUACCUGCAGAGUCCAACAGAGCCGGAUCAAUGAGAAGAUGGAGACAGAGGUUCACCUCCCUAGUGAGUUAUUUUACACAACCCCAUGGAGAAUGACCUUCAUUGUGUUAUGCUGUCUGGGAGCCAUCACUGUGAUUGGGUUAGCUCUGGCUAUCUACUGCAUACUUAAUAAGAAAGAUGAAAUCAGGAAGGAGAAAGAUGACCUCUGGGAGAAGAAUCAUUACCUCAAGGAGAGUUUCUAUGACAUCACUGUGCAGCGAGAAAUACUGACUUCUCAGCUGGAUUUUGUGAACACAAACUGGAGUCCAGAUGUUGAAACCAUCAGAAGACAUGCAGUGAAUGUGAUUCUAGACCCUGAUACUGCACAUUGUAACCUCAUCCUGUCCGAGGACGGGAAACAAGUGAGACAUGGAGAACUAAAUCAGAUUCUCUCUGACAACGUAAAUAGGUUUUCAAAUUGGUCUUCUGUCCUCGGAAAUGUGGGCUUCUCAGGGAAGGUCUACUAUGAGGUGAAGGUGGAGGAGAAGACUGAGUGGACUUUGGGUGUUGUCAUUCAGUCCAUCAAUAGGAAUGAAAGUUUUAGACCGAUCCCUAAUAAAGGAGCCUGGACUGUGGAGCUGAAGAAUGGAGAGUACACAGCUCAUGCUGAUUCCCCUGUCACCUUCACCCUGAGAGAGGAGCCCCUGAAGGUGGGGGUGUUUGUGGAUUAUGAGAAGGGACAGGUUUCUUUCUUCAAUGUGGAGGCCAGGUCUCAUAUCUACUCUUUCACUGGCUGCACCUUCACUAAGAAACUCUAUCCAUUCUUCAACCCUGGUGGUUCAGAUAGUGUUUCACUGGUCAUCUGUCCUGUAGAUGCCACUGACUGACUGUUUUAAAUCAAACAAGGCAGAUACAGUAUAAACAGCAGUAACUCCUAUUGAGAGACUUAAUGUACAUGAGUUCUUAGUUAUAGAUUUCCUGUCAAUCUUUGUUGUUGUUGUAGAGUGGACCAGUUGAUUGUUUAUUGGAUAGGACAGAGAGGUAAAGGUAGGAAUGUUGAAAGAGCUAUGGGUUGGAUCUGAACCCAUUCUGGUACUGAACCAUCCCAGACCACUGAUUUCUUGUUAAUGUUUGACUUAUCUUUGACGUUUCUUUCACCCAUCCCGUGGACUGUUAUGUCUUCAUGAGUGUGUGUUAUAUAUUUUUUUUUAUUCUCUGUGUUUCCUAAAAGUAUAGUGCUUUCUGUGGUGGUGGGGCAAGCCAGCAGAAAAUACGGAGCGUUGUGCCGUGAUUGGCUCAGUGUUCUGUCUCUCAUGGGGACACUUUGUCACCGCCAAGUCAAUGGGUAGACUUCCAAAAUUCUAGCCCUUUGGGUGCUGCCAUGGAAUUACAUUAGAAGUGCCCAUCCAAGAAGGCUCAAGGUCAUUGGCCACAGAUUAAAUGAUGUCAAAUCCCAUUACAUGUAGAGUAGCUUUGAUUGGACUGAUCUUGUCAACAUCAUACUUUCAACAUCUUAGCUAGCAGUCAAUAUCAUGAAUCAAGUCGACAAUCUACUGGCAAAUCCUUUUUAAUCCUUGUCUUAUGAAGAUAAAUAAUGGAGUGAAAUUAUAGAUAAAACGAAUCGGUGCUUAUCCUCCAUUGGACAUAAACAUUACACAACAAGUUAGAAAUCGCAAAUUCAGCAAUGAGUAGUUUGGAAGGAAGUGAGCACAGCACAACAAGGUGAGUCCAAAUUGUCUUGUAUGCUGCUGCAUAAAUGAUGUAAUAUGCCAGUGUAACGCCCUGGCCAUAGAGAGGUUUUUUUUGUUCUUUAUUUUGGUUAGGCCAGGGUGUUACAUUGGGUGGGCAUUCUAUGUUCAUUUUCUAUGUUGUCUGUUUCAUUGAUUUUGGCCGUGUGGCUUCCAAUCAGGCACAGUUGUUGUUGGUUGUUGCUGAUUGGGAGUCACACAUAAGUGCCUGUUUUUCCGUUGGGGUUUUGUGGGUAAUUGUUUCUGUUAGAUUAUUUCCCAACAGGACUGGUUUGCUGUCGUGUUUUUGUUCAGUUUUGUAUAGUGUUCUUACGUUAAUUAAAAUCAUGAUGAACACUAA